UUGUAUGAGAGUUUGAUUGCUUCACCCUUCUUUCCAUGAUCGUGCAACAAGUCAAGUGCACAUUUGAAGCCUAAAAACAAAAUUGCACGGGCGAAUCCUUUCACAACUAAAACUUUUUAAUAAUAAAAAAGUAACCAUGGUUGUGUCAGAUCACCGAACGGAAUAUUAGGCUACUAAAAGUUGUCGUCACCUUUGCAUGCAUGGUUUGGCCAGUCUAUACAUUUGUAAUUCCACAGAUGGCCAGCUCCAGAAAAGUGUUAGAAUUGUUCUACGACGUUGUAUCUCCGUACUCUUGGCUUGGAUUCGAGGUGCUCUGUCGCUACAGACAUGUAUGGAACGUUGAUCUUAAAUUGCGACCAGCCUUCUUGUCAGGUGUUAUGCAAAGUUCAGGUAACAAGCCCCCAGGUCUGGUCCCGAAUAAGUUUCUGUACAUGACCAAAGACUUGGAACGUCUCGCUCAGUAUUUCAAAGUACCCCUAUCCUCUCCUUCAAACCCCUUUGAGGCCAUGUUCGAGAAAGGUUCUCUCACAGCCAUGCGCUUUGUGACUGCAGUGGCUGAGAAGCACACUGAUGGUGAUGCCCAGGUGGAGAAAGUCUCCAGAGAGCUGUGGAUGAGAAUCUGGAGUAAAGACCAAGACAUCACCAAGCCUGCGUCACUCACAGAGGCGGGUCUAAAGGCUGGACUGUCAGCCAAUGAGAUUGAAGAGUUGCUGAAGUUGGCCCAAUCCCAGCCAAUCAAAGACAAACUGAAGGCUGCCACAACGAAAGCAAUGGAUUAUGGGGCUUUUGGUUUCCCUCUGAUUGUCUGUCACGUGGAUGGGAAACCUGAGGCGUUCUUUGGCUCAGAUCGUUUCGAGCUGUUGGCUCACUGCAUAGGAGAGAAGUGGGUGGGACCACAACCAAGCAAGCCCUCUGCCAAAAUGUAAAUCCUCCUAGAUUACAGUAUCACAGUAAAAACUGUAUCACAAAGAUCUAAAUAUAGCAUUAAUUGAAAUAAAAAUUAUUUUGCGCUACAGGUAGGGGAUUUUACACAGCAGCCAAUCAUUAACCAAGCCUAGUGAAAACAAGAUCACUAGCAAAUCAACCUUUGUGGGCAAAACAAAAAUCACUACCUACAGAACAGCCUUUGAGAGAAUUUCACUGGGUUAUCAAGCAGACACCUUCCUUCUGUGUUUCAUUCAAUUAGGUCCAUGAUACCCCUGUUGAGCCUUCUGAAGGUAUCUGACAUCCCAGACUUAUUCCCUCCACAGUCAUGAUAGUUUCUCUGCCAACAAAUGUACUGAUAAAUUGAUCGGUCAUUCCUCCUCAUUGCUAUGGCCGUUUAUGAUCUGAUCAGCAAAAUAACCAGACAAACUGCAAGCCCUCGAUAUAGACAUUCACAAAUACCAACAAAACAGUUCAAGAGAUUAAAAAUAAUUAAUCUUUAUUUCUCAAGCAACAUUUGAAAUGCUGAUUGAAUGACAUUCACUGAUCAUAGCCGAAAGGUGUAAUAAUAUGAUUGCAGAGGGACUCAGCCUGUGUGGGAGGACACAUUGCUAAUAAUAACCGUGUAGCACAGUGGCAACCGUGUCAUUUUUCUGAUAUCCCUGUGUAUUCUAACUUAUUGCCUCAGAUGUUUUAUUUGCCCGAACAUGUAAAUAAAUAAUGUGCAGUCGCACUCUCACUUUAUAGAA
This is a messenger RNA of Sardina pilchardus (European sardine), 1673 nucleotides long. Its product is annotated as glutathione S-transferase kappa 1-like. Lineage: Eukaryota; Metazoa; Chordata; Actinopteri; Clupeiformes; Clupeidae. The record is from RefSeq and is a predicted model, not a curated record. Bases 201 to 926 code for a protein of 241 amino acids. The transcript has 8 exons. Gene Ontology annotation, biological process: glutathione metabolic process. Gene Ontology annotation, cellular component: peroxisome; mitochondrion. Gene Ontology annotation, molecular function: glutathione transferase activity; glutathione peroxidase activity.